Styela clava is the source of this 1833-nucleotide messenger RNA. RefSeq lists its product as uncharacterized. NCBI's taxonomy places the organism in Eukaryota, Metazoa, Chordata, Ascidiacea, Stolidobranchia, Styelidae. The record is from RefSeq and is a predicted model, not a curated record. Gene Ontology annotation, biological process: BMP signaling pathway. Gene Ontology annotation, molecular function: coreceptor activity. Gene Ontology annotation, cellular component: plasma membrane.
CGUAGAAGACACAAAUAACUGGAUUGAAAACUUAAUUGCUAUAAAGUAGUAUAUAAUCGCAAAAGUAAAGUGAAUCAGUAAAUGAUACAAUAUAGGAAGUACAACAUCACGGAAAUAUUGACGUCGUUAUAGGAUCUCAUAAACAGAAAAAUUGCGAACGUUACUAAACCUACCUGUUUGUUUUGCUGGGAACAGCAUGCUGUGCAGUCGUCAUACUGCAAUAUAUUUGACGAUAAGGACACGCCCAGCAGAACGGCACCAGAUAGCAGCGGGAAAUUAUACGAAGAUCGUGACGACAAAAGUCCCUACCGGCAGCUGCUUGUGACGCCAUCGCUCAGUCGUAAAGGAGGGUCGAGAUCCUUGCAUCGUUCUACAUGGACGAUGAUGGGGGCUCACCACCUUUACGAAUCCUUUCGCCAAUCUCUUCAAAAAGUAAAAGUCACCAAUCUUCUUCUCUUCAUCUUACUUUUAUCGUCAGUCGAUUCUGCCAAACCACUUCGAUGUCAGGUCGAUAAAUGCAGCAACAAAUACCGUGAAACCAGUGAAACGCAAGAUGUUGAUGAAAAAUGUCGUCUGUUGAAUGCUCAUCGGAAUUGUCUUGAGAAAAUGGAAAUCCAAUGUCGCGGAAGUUUCAUGUAUCACACAAGUCUCACCGUCAAUGAAAGGGCAACGAAAGACUAUGGUUGUAUUAAUCGCAGCAGACAAAACAAAACAACGCAAAGUCUAAAAAUCAGUGUAACUUUGCUGGAAAGUCUAAAUACAAAUUUUGCAGUGUUUUUGGAGAUCCACAUGUACGUACGUUUUCUGACAAAUUUCAUACAUGCAAAGCGAAUGGUACGUGGACACUCAUCCACAACGAUUACGUCGUCGUCAAAGCCACUAACAGUCUGCUGCAGGGAGGAAUGGAAGCUACCGCUAUUUCAAAGCUGAUGGUUUUCAUCAAAGAUUCGGGUAGUUGCGCCCAGAAAAAGACCUACAUUGCGGAAGUGGGAGAACAACUUCCGGUUACGUUUACGGAUGGAACUCAACACAGUGGAGUAGAAAAGAGCGUAAAUUUGUCGGAAGUCGAAUUGGGAAAACAGAUUCAAAUCGAAAUCAGAUUCAUUGCAACGACAAUUGUAGUCCGAAACGUUGGCACACAUCUAUCAUUCUCUAUACAAAUGCCAGAAGAAAUCGUCAAGAGUCCGAUCGACCGAAAGAACCAAAUGUGUAUUCGCGGGUGUCCGAAAAGACAGCGCAUUCGUCUUACACAAGAAAUUGAACGACUCACACUUAGGCCUAAACCAGUGCCGAAACAACUGGUAACGUAUUCUGAACAUGAUGCUAGGAAAAGGUGCAGGGAUAUACUUCUCAAUGAAAGCAGGUUAGAGAUAGAAGAAGGAAAUAUUACGGAGACCAGAACAAAACGGAACGCCCCUGAAUUAGGAGAGAAAACUCCAAAUAAAAACCGAAAUCGGAGAAAGCAAAAUGGCAGGCGGGAACUUGACCCAGCCGCAACAACAUGGAUGCAAAUAUCGCAUUCGGACACGGAUGGUGACGACGAAUUCCUCAGGGCAUUUUCUAGAUCCAAGAAAAUCAAAAAACGAAAUCGUCACUCACCCGGACAUAGACGCAGAAGAAAAUUCAGAGAUGGACUCAUGCGAGACGAUCCGAGGCCAGGAUAUAAUGGCAAAAAGUGGACGUCGUGAGCGUGGAGGAGGCGACGCUAUCUCAAAUGUCGUACGUGGGAAGAACUUUUAUUUUGAAGCUUGCGUGUUCGAUUUGAUGACGACCGGCGAUAUUACAUACGCGUCGUCAGCACGUGGCGCAUUCAGUGACGUCACACGCUUCCAU